Messenger RNA from Gossypium arboreum, 2258 nucleotides. RefSeq lists its product as uncharacterized. The coding region runs from base 601 to 1800 and encodes 399 amino acids. NCBI's taxonomy places the organism in Eukaryota, Viridiplantae, Streptophyta, Magnoliopsida, Malvales, Malvaceae. The record is from RefSeq and is a predicted model, not a curated record. The transcript is spliced from 12 exons. Gene Ontology annotation, cellular component: COPII-coated ER to Golgi transport vesicle; endoplasmic reticulum.
CAAGUGAUGCCUAGAAUGACAUAGCCACGCUGCACUGACGUAAUACAUGACAGGUGUCCUCGACCAUACAGUCAUAAAAUUGACAGUUGGGAUUCACAAUAUGUUUGCAAACUCCUUCCACAUUUGUCAAAAUCUUGCCACUACCAGCAGCCAGAGAAACACUUCAAUCCUUUUAAAGACCACGCGACUUCCAAAUCCAGUGCUAUUUUUUAUCGGCAUCUUUCUCGGGAACGUUAGAAUAUCAUAUGCCGAGCUGACCGAGAACCUGGGUUUAUUAUCCCAUAUCCACACUUGAGAAUCGACAACAUCCUGCGCUCGAAGCCAAACCCAUUACUAAUCUUUAUCUGAACCUGCAACGAUACGUUCUUGGAAAAAUAAACGCGAAUUUUGUGGUUGCUAACCUGACGCGCUAAGCAUUGACAUAAUUCGACCAAAAGCUUCUCAAUAACAACCAUUUGCUCCCUUAAAGCCCUAGCAAAUAAAACCAAGUCAUCAGCAAAGAAUAAAUGGGAUAUAUUUGGACCAUUCCUUACUAACUUAACUGGAUUCCAACUGCCUCCUCCGUUAACUUCCAUCAUAAUAGCCUGAACCAAUCUCUCCAUGCAUAAGAUGAACAGAUCGGGAGAGGAUUUCCCUGUCGAAUUCCCCUCGACAGAUGAGAAGUUUCAAUCAUGGACUCAUUCCGUAGAAUAUGUGUCGACUCUGAACUCACAUAAUGACAUGAGGAAAUUGAUAAAAAGGAGGAAGAUGGGCCUGAAGCAAACUAUAAGAAGCCUGGAUGCGUUUCCUCGUACGGAGGAACAUUUGUUGCAGAAGACGCAAUCGGGAGCACUUGUCUCGAUUGUUGGUUUAGUGAUAAUGGCCACGCUGUUUACUCACGAGCUUACGUAUUACCUAACAACAUACACCGUUCACGAGAUGUCUGUAGACUUCAAACGUGGAGAAACGCUUCCAAUUCACAUUAACAUGACAUUUCCUUCAUUGCCUUGUGAUGUUGCAAGUGUAGAUGCCAUUGACUUGUCAGGAAAGCACGAAGUGGAUCUUGAUACUAACAUAUGGAAACUUCGCCUGAACAGUCAUGGUCAUAUCAUUGGCACUGAAUAUUUGUCUGACCUUGUGGAAAAGCAGCAUACCACUCGCAAUCAUGAUGAUAAGGAGCAUCAUGAUGGUUCUGCUAAGAAGCCUCACAAAUUCAGUUUUGAUAAAGAUGCAGAAAAUAUGAUCAAUAAGGUGAAGAAAGCAUUAGAAAAUGGAGAGGGAUGCCGGGUUUAUGGGGUAUUAGAUGUCCAGAGGGUGGCAGGAAACUUUCACAUUUCAGUUCAUGCGUUAAACAUUUAUGUUGCUCAAAUGAUCUUUGGAGGAGCAACACAUGUCAAUGUGAGUCAUAUGAUUCAUGAUUUAUCAUUUGGGCCAAAAUAUCCAGGACUUCACAACCCACUUGAUGAUACAGUGCGGAUUUUGCAUGACACAAGUGGAACAUUCAAGUAUUAUAUAAAGAUAGUUCCUACUGAGUACAGAUAUAUCUCGAAGGAAGUUUUGCCAACAAAUCAAUUCUCUGUCUCCGAAUAUUUUUCACCGAUGAAUGAGUUUGAUAGGACAUGGCCAGCUGUUUACUUUUUGUAUGAUCUGUCACCAAUCACUGUAACAAUAAAAGAAGAGCGCCGGAGCUUUCUCCAUUUCACCACUCGACUCUCUGCAGUUCUGGGUGGUACAUUUGCAUUAACAGGAAUGCUAGAUCGUUGGAUGUAUAGACUUAUCAAAGCACUGACUACAACAAGCGCUAGGGGUGCGUUUCAGUAGAUUGGAAUUUGGAGUGCAAGAGAGCAACAUAAACUCACAUGUGCACCUCCUCAGAGGAAUCCCCAAUUUUGUGGAAACACUGCCUUCUGAACAUAGCCUGACCUUAGACACACACACACAUAUAUAUGUCUGUGACUUCAUAAUUAAUUCCAUGCAGCCUUGUUUGUUGUUUUCCCUUGCACUCAAGAUUUAGAUGCCCUAGGUGGUUUUCUCAUUUUUGUAAUGCUAUUUUUAUUCAAGCAAUGGGCAACUUAGGGCUUGCUAUUUUUGUAAUGCUAUUUAGAACCGAUCCAUAGGGGUUGGUUUUUGGACAGAAUUUCGAUUUUUAAACGAUACUCUUGAAGUGCUCUAUGUCUUGCAUAUAUUCAGACAUGAGUAGGAGCAAAUCAUAUUCCAAGAGGACAAGAUUUGCAGCUCUCAUGACUUUUCGAGUUUAUAAAGAACAAUAUUUGGGAGUG